Desarmillaria tabescens is the source of this 1525-nucleotide messenger RNA. Its product is annotated as heterotrimeric G protein alpha subunit 4. The transcript has 10 exons. Gene Ontology annotation, molecular function: GTPase activity; G-protein beta/gamma-subunit complex binding; GTP binding. Gene Ontology annotation, biological process: G protein-coupled receptor signaling pathway. The record is from RefSeq and is a predicted model, not a curated record. NCBI's taxonomy places the organism in Eukaryota, Fungi, Basidiomycota, Agaricomycetes, Agaricales, Physalacriaceae. Bases 353 to 1399 code for a protein of 348 amino acids. Gene Ontology annotation, cellular component: heterotrimeric G-protein complex.
CCGUUGUUGGCCUGAAAAGUACCUCCCUGGAUAUGUGAAAAUGCCGAUUACAUAAAGCCGCCCCGCCAUCACCUCGAGAUUACUUAUUUUCGAACUCCGAAACGCGACUUCCUUUCCCCUAACCACCACCUCGUCCAUUGGUGCCUUUUGGUGCCGUGUGCGUUGAGGACGACGACAACGACGACAACGACCAGCGUUCCUCUGCAUCACCUUCUGAUUAGCCGAGCUCGGAUCGCUUGCCGCUCUAUUUUUGUGGAUUUGGUACCGAGUUGAGAAAGAAGGGCUCAGAAGGGCUGGAUUCACAAGGCUACUCUCCUCUUGCCGUUUCUCAUAUAUCUCAUCAGCAAUACCAAUGGGUGCUUGUAUAUCUUCUGGAGGAGUGGAGGUGACGGAGGCGGAUAAGGCAUUGCAUAGGCAAGCAGAGAAGGAGCUGAAGGAGGCGAAGGCCAAGAUGGCAUCGCAGGUCAAGGUGCUGCUCCUUGGAUCUGGUGAUUCUGGCAAGUCGACAGUGCUCAAGCAAAUGCGGUUUAUCCACCGAGUACUGUUCUCGCCUCAGGAAAUCGAGUCGUAUCGACAGCUCACAUUCGAUAAUCUCACUCGUGGGCUCAAGUACGUUCUAGACGCUAUGGAAGACAUGGACUUGAAGGUGUCAGAAGACAACCAGAAGUACCUCGAGGUUAUCGAGAACGCCCGUGAUCUCAGGGAUGGGGAACCCUUCCCGAUGGAAUAUUAUGAACCCCUGAAAUCACUAUGGAAUGAUCCCGAAGUACAGAAGGCGUGGCAGAGAGGCAACGAGGCAGCUUUACCAGAAAAUCUUCUUUACUUCUUUGGAUCAUUGGAUCGGUUAUUUGACCCGCAAUAUCAACCUACGGAACAGGACAUCAUUCAAUGCCGAGCCCGGACCAUUGGCAUUACGGAGACGACAUUUACGCUCCGAGAACACGAGAUGCUUAUGGUCGAUGUUGGAGGCCAGAAAUCGGAGCGACGAAAAUGGAUUCAUUGCUUCCAGGACGUGACGAGUAUACUGUUUUUGGUCAGCCUGAGCGGAUACGACCAAUGUCUGGUGGAAGACAAGGAUGCGAAUCAAAUGCAAGACGCGAUGACCAUAUGGGACUCAAUAUGUCACUCGCAGUGGUUCAAGCAGACGUCGAUCAUUCUAUUCUUGAACAAGAACGACUUGUUCGAGAGGAAGAUACCACAUUCUGAUAUAAAAAAUUUCUUCCCGGAUUAUGAUGGUGAAACGGGCGAUGUCCGUGCAGGCCGCGACUACUUCAAGCGUCGGUUUACAAAACUCGCCACAAGAGCUGGCCGACUAAAAGAGCGCGAGAUAUACAUACAUAUGACGACUGCCACGGAUACUGCAAUGCUUCGUGUCGUUAUGGCUGCCGUAGAAGAGUGAGUCCCUUUCCUUUUGUUUUCAUCCAUCCCCUUUCGGUCCCGUAUCCCGUGCUUCCCUUUCUCCCCGAUUCCCGAACGUGCGCUCAAUCUUUUCUUUGCGCUCCCUUUCCCCCCUUUUCCCCUCUAG